Molecule: messenger RNA, 3250 nt
Organism: Cuscuta campestris
Lineage: Eukaryota; Viridiplantae; Streptophyta; Magnoliopsida; Solanales; Convolvulaceae
Source: the annotation of a GenBank genome assembly
GAAACCCUCGGCCGCCUGCUCGCCUCUGCCCGGAAUUCACCCUUUCUCCGCCGACGUCAGAAACCGAUCAGCCAAACACGACCUUGCCCCCUCUGCUGCAUCAACCCCGCUCUGCGCAGCAGCUCAACGCGAUCACUCCUCCUGCGGCACUAUAAAGCACAAAGGUGCAAGAAAUUUGAUAGGAAAGGGAUAAACUAUCAGUCUAUCAGAGUAAUGGGAAGUAACCAACUGGUGGCACAAAUCCCAACGAGAUUCGGCCAUGAACUCAGGGCUUCUCUCUGCCGCCGUCUUGUCAAAACAUAUGACCAGUACUCGUUCCCCAUUUAUUGAACCCAGACCCACCCCUGUCUCUACCGGUUUUGGCACCGAUACCCUCACUCGCCACCGCCGGCACAGUAUCGAGUCCGGAUGUGGAAUUGCUGGUACCGGUUCCGAACUCUAUCGUUUCCAAGUCUAUGCAAAAGUGGUUUGCCCCAAGUUUUAUUGGUGUAAAUAAAGUUGCAAGCAGUCAUGAAAUAUUCAAGUCCCAAAAAGCAUUGGAGUGCAGUCACAGUUUUUGCCAAGCGAUUUUACUCCUGGAAACGUAAUUUUGAAGUUCAUGUGGAUGCCCUCAGCAUCAAAACUGGGUUUGACCCAAGAACAUCUAGGUUCAACUUUCAGCUGAAGAAUUUAAUGAGAAGCAAUCGGAUUGCUGAGGCGGAAGAACUCUAUGAACAAAUGCCUUGCAAAAACACUUGCUCUGUAAAUAUGAUGAUAUCAGGGUAUGUUAAUUCUGGCAAUCUUUCUCGUGCUGGUGAGGUGUUUGAUAGCAUGUCUGAGCGAACGGAGGUGUCUUGGACAAUAAUGAUUGGAGCAUACUCGCGUCAUAAGCAGCCCAAAGAAGCUUUUACACUCUACUCUCGAAUGUGUAGAUCGGGGAUGAAUCCUGAUUAUAUCACCUUUGCUACACUUUUAUCUAGCUGUGAUGGCACAUCAACUGCAAUUGAAGUGCUUCAGAUUCAUGCGCAUAUCGUUAAGUUUGGAUUCAGUUCAAAUUCCAUGGUUUGCAAUAGCUUGGUGGAUUCGUACUGCAAGUGCCAACGCCUUGAUAUAGCCCUUCAACUCUUUGAAGAAAUGGCUGCUAAAGAUUCGGUGAGCUUUAAUGCAAUGAUAACAGGAUUCUCCAAACAGGGUGCGAAUGGAGAAGCAGUAAAGCUCUUUCAAGAAAUGCAAUACUUGGGUCUGAAGCCUUCAGAUUUCACUCUCGCGGCAGUGAUAGGCGCCGUUGUUGGAUUAGAUGAUGCUACAUUUGGGAGACAAGUUCAUGCACUUGCAAUUAAGACUAGCUAUGUGUGGAAUGUAUUUGUAGGGAAUGCCUUCCUUGACUUUUACUCCAAACAAAACCUUUUAGGUGACGCAAGUAAACUCUUUGAUGAAAUGCCUGAGUUGGAUGGGGUUUCUUAUAAUAUUAUAAUUACAGGGUUUGCAUGGUAUGGUCAGUAUGAGAAAGCAUUCCAUCUCUUCCACAAAUUAAAGAAUACUAUGUUUGAUCGAAGGCAUUUUCCUUUUGCAACCAUGCUGAGCAUUGCAGGAAUUACUCAGAAUUUACAAUGGGGAAGGCAACUCCAUGCACAAGCUAUAGUGACUAAAGCAGAUUCAGAGAUACAAGUAGGGAAUGCUCUAGUUGACAUGUAUGCAAAAUGUGACAGACUAGAGGAAACAAAUGCUAUUUUCACAUACCUGGCUUAUAGUUCUGUUUCAUGGACAGCAAUAAUCUCUGUAUAUGUUCAGAAGGGCCUUUUUGAGGAAGCCGUGACGUUGUUCAAGGAAAUGGCUAGAGAAAAUGUUCGUGGUGAUCAGGCUACUUUUGCAUGUGUAGUAAAAGCUUCGGCAAGCUUGGCUUCAGUUUCGCUUGGGAGGCAAUUACACUCAGAUAUCAUCAGACUAGGCUUGAUGUCAAAUGUUUUCUCAGGAAGUGCACUCCUGGACAUGUAUGCAAAAUGUGGGGCUAUAAAAGAUGCAAUUGAGAUUUUCAAGGAGAUGCCUGAUAGAAAUAUAGUGUCCUGGAAUGCAAUGCUUUCAGCUUAUGCUCAAAAUGGUGACGAUGAAGCUACCCUGAGGUCCUUUAAACUGAUGACUGAAUCUGGUCUUUAUCCUGACACAGUUAGUUUCCUCAGUGUCUUAACUGCGUGCAGUCAUCAUGGGCUUGUGGAAGCUGCACAAGAGUAUUUCAGUUCAAUGACCCAAUCAUAUAAUUUGGAACCAAAGAGAGAACACUAUACUACUAUGGUUGAUGUGUUGUGUAGAAACGGACGAUUCGAUGAAGCAGAGAAAUUAAUCUCUGAAAUGCCAUAUGUGCCGGAUGAGAUUCUCUGGUCAUCAGUUUUGAACGCAUGCAGAAUUCAUAAGAAUCAUGAACUUGCCAGAAAAGCUGGUGACCAACUAUUCAAUAUGAACAUGUCAAGUGAUGCUGCUGCUUAUGUUUAUGUCAAUAUGUCGAACAUCUAUGCAGAGGCUGGCCAAUGGAAUAAAGUAGCAAGAGUGAAAAAGGAUAUGAGGGAAAGGGGAAUUAAGAAAGUAGCAGCAUGUAGUUGGGUUGAAAUUGACCAUGUUGUUCAUAAAUUUACUGCAAAUGAUAUGACCCACCCACAAGUUGAGGCAAUUAGAAAGAAAAUUGACUUAUUGGGGAUGCAGAUGGAAAAGGAAGGAUACAACCCGAACACGAAGUGUGCCCUACACAAUGUAGAUGAAGGAGUUAAAUUAGAAUCACUCAAGUAUCAUAGUGAAAGAUUAGCUAUCGCGUUUGCUUUGAUUAGUACUCCAGAAGGGUCGCCUAUUGUAGUGAUGAAAAAUUUGCGAGCUUGUAUAGACUGUCAUGAUGCCAUCAAAAUAAUUUCAAAAAUUGUUGGGAGGGAGAUUAGUGUUCGAGAUUCAAGCAGAUUCCAUCAUUUUAAAAAUGGAUCAUGUACCUGUAGAGACUACUGGUGACAUAACUAUUUGGAAACAGUAUAAUAGUCAUUUUCUCUUGAGUGAGCAUAGUUAUCUGUUUCGGGAACCUUACCUCCACGGCUCCACCGAGAUGUGGAGGCGGAGCACUAAUCCUGUGUGAUUCAUGGGCUUUGAAUUGAAGGGCCUAACUAUUUGAAAGGUUCUAAUAUGCUUGAAUUGAAAGAGGUUGAAGUCAUUGAGCAAACAAGUUGCAGACAUUGAAAAGCGUUAGCCUUCAGGUGAAAAUGUGAAAUUGAAUGAGAGUAGCCAGAGGUAUCCAUGC